Molecule: messenger RNA, 805 nt
Organism: Vigna radiata var. radiata (mung bean)
Lineage: Eukaryota; Viridiplantae; Streptophyta; Magnoliopsida; Fabales; Fabaceae
Exons: 1
Coding region: 77-583 (168 amino acids)
Source: RefSeq, a predicted model, not a curated record
CUCGAAAACCUACCCAAAAACACACCUUUUUCCACCACUCUCUAAUAUUGUAUACAAAGUGGUGAUUAGCCAAACCAUGGAUACAGAGGAAUUCAGUUUCCCUAGAAUCAGUGAUACUUGUUCACACAACAUUGAUUCUCCUCCUCUGUGGAAUCUGUCACCAGCAGCUUCUCCGAAUCCCUACCAUGGAAACACAAGAAGAGAGAAUGAUUGCUUUGGAGCAGCAAAACUAGUGGCUGAGGUUCACAGGAAGAGCUUUUCUUGUGUGGAGAAUAGAAGGAAAAGAAAUGGAUUUGAAGAUGAGGAAGAGGAAGAAGAAGAAGAGGAGAAAAUGGACUUGUUGUGGGAGGAUUUCAAUGAGGAAUUGUACUCCACAACAACAACAACAGGCUCUGCUACCUCUUCUUCAAGGGAAGUUGUUGAAUUUAGAAGUGCUCAUGAAUUAACUCUUGCAAAAACCACUCAAAAUUCUCUUCUUCAUCCCACCAAGAAUAAACCAGCCAUGGUGGUCAUUGUGAAGAUCUUCAAGAAACUUUUCUCCAUUCAUAAUUCUCAUGGCAGAUCAAGAAAAGCAGUGAGAUAGAGCAAUUGGGGUUUCUGUUGGUAUCAUAUCAUUGACUUAGGAAUAUCUCAUGAACCUUCUUCUUUCUACUCAGUUCAUUACAGUCUGUCAUAUAACUGAUAAAUUUUCUUGUUUUUAUUCAGUUCAUUACAGUCUGUCUUAUCCUUCCAUGUUCAUGUACAUGUAAAUUGUGAAUAUUAAUUAUAGAGUUUUUUUUUUUCUUCAUUCAUUAUUACAAUCAUU